GGAAGUGUAAGCAGGUGGCAACGGUUGUCGGGUUCUAGUGGAAAGCCAUCGAGGGAAUUUGAGGAGCGGAAGAACUUCCCUUACGAUGGCAGAUGAUGGUAAGCCAGGGUGGAAGGGGAAAAGAUACAAAUACCUCUUGGAUUGCUCUGCGAAUCCUCGAGGAGCAGGAGCAUCUCACACGCACAGAUCGUCGAGAUAUUCAGUUCACAAUGUCGUCGGUUCCUUCUGUCGAGGCCGCCUCGUCCUCCUCGACUCCCGCAUCAGUACCCGAGCCGGAGAUCUCCAUCCGCCGACUUCUCUCCCCUACGCCUUCUGAAGUGCAAGCAGCACUCGAAGUCCUCCGUAUCUCCUUCUCCAAGAGUGCCUUCUUUGCUGCCAUCUUGGGAGGAAAUGUGAGCCCAGAACGGAUGGCAGCAGCGCACGAGCUCUUCCUACGAGCUGCGUUGGUGAGGGGUGAAGGAGAGGUCUGGAUUGCCGAGUCGUUCUUCCCCGAAGAGCCGGAGAAGAAAGAGGUCGUCGGUGCCGUGCUGUGGUUCUUGCCUGGGACGGAGUUCUUAGCGACUGAGAAGCAGAGGAAAGCUGCAAGAUGGGAGGAGUUUGCACGCAUGCUGGGCGUCCAAUCGCGUUGGUUGACAGACUACUACCUUCCGCGAAUAGACGCCUUCUGGACACGCGCCCUCCCGUACGGCCCUUCGCACCUCGAAUCCUACGAACUAUGCAAGCUCGCUGUCCUCCCCAACUCGCACAACGCGGGUAUCGCCUCCCUUCUCGUUUGGCCUGUCCUCUCCCGCGCAGUGCGAGAGGGUAAAAGAGUGGUAGGGGAGACGACGAGCGAGGGGAACGUUAGCAAGUACCUGCGUGUCGGAGGUCAGCAGGUGGGAGAAGAACGUUUUUACGCAUUUGACGCGCGUGGGCGGCCGACGGAAGAAGGAGAGCCGGCAUUCCGCAUUUGGGGAUUGGAAUUCCAGCUUGGACAAGUUGGGAAUGGACAUUGGAGUAGGACGAACGAGAGAGAUGAGCAGAAUGAGAAGGGAAUAACGAGGGCAUGUCUGUGAGUGAGGAGGGG
Messenger RNA from Dacryopinax primogenitus, 1066 nucleotides. RefSeq lists its product as uncharacterized. The transcript has 2 exons. The record is from RefSeq and is a predicted model, not a curated record. Lineage: Eukaryota; Fungi; Basidiomycota; Dacrymycetes; Dacrymycetales; Dacrymycetaceae. The coding region runs from base 93 to 1055 and encodes 320 amino acids.